UGCCUGUCUCUGUGCGACACAAGAUCAGACACAACCAGCUGACUGCUGACUGUCUCACUGCAAUGUUGCUCAAUUUUCAUGUGCCUCACUUUGUUUAAGUGCAAACAUAAGUGUUUAAUUUUAAUUUAGUUUUAGAUGAACCAUGGCAGAAAGUAGAUCUAUAUUGAGGUGUGUGUGGUGGGUACUUACAGUACUCCUGGUUCUUGCUCAGUUGGAGACUGGGAUGUCAGCUGCUGUAAGAGAUACGGGCACUGGGUCGCAGCCCCAGCGACCGAAAGCCACAUGGAACAGCACGUGGACGGACCGCCUGAAGAGAGACCUACUGUUCUAUUACGACAAGUUUGCGAGACCAGCACAGCAUACCAACACGACUGUCGUCAACCUGGAUGUGUCCUUCAAACACAUUGGCCUGGAUGAAUUGAAGUCCACAAUGACAGUACAAGGUUGGGUAAGAAUGACAUGGGAAGACGAGAAGUUGAAAUGGAAUGAGAGUCAAUAUGGAGGUCUUAACAUGCUUCAUGUGGCGAACCAUGAGAUAUGGCAGCCCGAUAUUGUGCCCUAUAACAGCGCCACGGGGAACGUGGUGGAUCCCUAUGGAAACACACAGUGCAUCGUCUACCCUAACGGAGAGGUGCUGUGGGUGCCGCCAUCUCAGUUCCAAGUGUUCUGUGACUUGGACCUGCGCAUGUGGCCAUUCGACACGCAAACGUGUCACCUGGUCCUUGGUUCAUGGACAUACGACGGCGAACACGUGGACAUUCACCUCGAUAAAUAUGGAUCAGACGUGGAGCUGUUGGAGACGGGCUCCGAAUGGGAGUUCGUGGGAGUGAAGAAGGCGCGGAACGUGAGGACGUACGCCUGUUGCGCAGAGCCGUAUAUCGAUAUCACGUACAACGUCACAGUGAGGCGACGAUCGCCCACUUACAGCGCCAUUGUCAUCACCCCUGCCACGGUAAUUGUACUGCUGACCCUUGCCACAUUCUGGCUCCCGCCGACAGCAGGAGAGAAAAUCUUGCUGAAUGGGUGUACAGCCACUAUAAUCUGCAUAUUCCUCCUGUAUUUCUCACAGAAGUUGCCGGCCAUGGCAGGACAUACUCCUCUUGUGGUGCUAUUCUACAGCAGCAGUCUCUACAUGGUCUGCAUUGCUACGAUCGUGUCAGUAGCAGUGGUAAACCUGGCACGUAACCAACACGUCACACCGUUACCAUGGAUACUGAAGAACUUUCUCACUGGGUGGCUGGGUCAGGUCCUAUGUUUGGGCAACAUCAUAGAUCAGGCGGCGUCAAUGAGUCACAACAUGAUGUCUGGAAACGUCGAGGAGCUGAGAGAGCAUCAGACGGUGGGAUUUGACGAUCCUGAUCAUACGGGUAACAGCAGUGACGAUCGGCAGAUGAUCACAUCACGAUCUAGAGCUAACUCUCAGCAUGAUUGGGUUUUGCUGGCAGCGGCCAUAGACAGGAUCUGCUUCCUCAUCUACUGCCUCGUCUUUACCAUCCUCGCCACUGUAUACGCAGUCUAACCAAUGGAAAUUGGUGUCACAAGAGCCACAUGCCAAGAAGACAUUUUGUUGUGAAGUUGGCAACAUCAAACACUGCUUCUUUCAGCUGUUUUGUCAAUAUCUCUAUUUAGGUACCAUAAAUCUAUUCCUAAGUAUCCUCGACGGAAGUUAAAUCUUGUUAUAACUACGCAUUCUCUUUAUCCACAUGUUCGCUGAUGCUGGUAACAGUAAGUUCAUUCCGACAGCCUGUAGUGGCCAUGGUAUGACGUCAAGCUACGAUAAUAAAGCAAAAUGGACGCUGCUGAAGUCCUGGAUUCAGCCAGAAAAGUUUCUUGCAGGCUCAAGUUAAAGACGAUCUUUUUGACGAAGAAAAAUUAUUUUCUUUUUUUGGUCCUUUAAUGACGCUGUCUGCAUCUAAACUAUGCAGUGUUGAGUAGUAGGAAAACUGAUGAAUUGGAAAGGGGUUGGAAGAAAGCAGUCGUGGCCUGAGGUAAUAUCUUGGCUGGAGGAACUGAGGAAAACCAAAAGAGACCUCACUUUCCCGGCUCAGAUUCGAAGGCAGUACCUUCCCCCCAAAAAACUACAGCGAUACCUCAAAAUCAACCUGUUCUAUUUUGUAUUCAAGACAGAAUAACAUUAAAAAAUUGGUACCAAUAUUUGGUA
Molecule: messenger RNA, 2161 nt
Organism: Cryptotermes secundus
Lineage: Eukaryota; Metazoa; Arthropoda; Insecta; Blattodea; Kalotermitidae
Product: acetylcholine receptor subunit alpha-like 1
Exons: 9
Coding region: 143-1519 (458 amino acids)
Biological process (GO): regulation of membrane potential; chemical synaptic transmission; nervous system process
Cellular component (GO): neuron projection; membrane; synapse
Molecular function (GO): neurotransmitter receptor activity; transmembrane signaling receptor activity; extracellular ligand-gated monoatomic ion channel activity
Source: RefSeq, a predicted model, not a curated record